AUGCCUGUUGUGAGUGUACUUGGUAAAUCUCUUACUUGUCUCUUUGAUCGUUUAGAGAUCUGGGUAAGAUCGGUCGCAACCAACGUUACUGAGGAAACCGACUGGAAAGACUCAACAAGAGGCUCUUGGUAUUUACACCCACGCCAGCAUGCCAUUGAGCUUUUGUUUCUUUCAACUGGCUUUAUUACAGCUUCCAUCUACUAUGCACAGAAAGUACUUGAUCCUUCAAGUACCACAUGGCAGCUACUGAGUAGUUUCCAGCCUGUUGGCCCUGCAACGCGCACAGAAAAAUUAUUGAUUGCUUCCUUACUAGGCUCAUUUGGCUUGACUGCAGCUCACAAGAUCAUUCGCAAAAACAAAUUGUUUAUGCUCCAACCUUGUCAUAUGAGUGCAGGCUUAUUGUUGACAACACUUUGCUGGCAAAACAAAUCAUCUGUGGUGACCAAUAUUUUGUUCAAUAUCUAUUUACAUACACAAUGGGGUGCUAUUGCUGCACUUGUUUUUCCUGAUUUGCGAGAUCAUUACUUAAUAGGGGAAACAUUUAAUUUCUUUGCAGAACACAUCUUAAUCUUGGUGGCUCCUGUGUAUAUGAUUUAUUCUGGCAGAUAUUUAGUACUUCCACCUUCGAAAAAUAUGGCUUUAUUGUCAUUUUCUGUUUACAGUUUCUUCCAUUCACCUGUAUUGAGCAUAUGUGCUUUGAAAUCAGGACAGAAUCUUAAUUAUAUCUUUUCACCUCCUCCAAUUCAUGCUUUGUUCCGAAUUGGUCGAGGCUAUAGAGUUGCUCUUUAUGCUACUGCAUUUGGAGCCAUGUUCUUUACAAGAUAUGCUUUAGUCGAAAGCAUUGCAUCUGUUAUUUCCCGCAAGACACUCUUUUAA
Molecule: messenger RNA, 876 nt
Organism: Gilbertella persicaria
Lineage: Eukaryota; Fungi; Mucoromycota; Mucoromycetes; Mucorales; Choanephoraceae
Product: TMEM164 family-domain-containing protein
Exons: 4
Coding region: 1-876 (291 amino acids)
Source: RefSeq, a predicted model, not a curated record